This is a messenger RNA of Hyaloscypha bicolor E, 654 nucleotides long. Its product is annotated as HAD-superfamily phosphatase. Gene Ontology annotation, cellular component: mitochondrion. Gene Ontology annotation, biological process: cardiolipin biosynthetic process. The record is from RefSeq and is a predicted model, not a curated record. Gene Ontology annotation, molecular function: phosphatidylglycerophosphatase activity. The transcript is spliced from 3 exons. Bases 1 to 654 code for a protein of 217 amino acids. Lineage: Eukaryota; Fungi; Ascomycota; Leotiomycetes; Helotiales; Hyaloscyphaceae.
AUGGAUAUGAACGCCUUCAAUGUCUCUGCAACUCUGAAUAUCUUUCGGCUACUUUCUCGGCCAAGUCUGUGCCUGCCCCACGCCACUGUCUCUACAUUCAAUGAGCUACCUAUUCCCCUAAACAAGGCAUUCGAAAGGCACAAAAAUGUCGAUAUCAAGGCUGUAGUUCUGGACAAGGACAACUGCUUUGCAUAUCCUCAUUCAAAUACAGUACAUAAGCAAUAUGAGGAUCAUUUCAAGCGACUAAAGGAGGCCUAUCCCGGCCGUCGACUCCUGAUCGUGUCCAAUACGGCAGGCGCUAGGUCUAUGGAUCCAGCAGGAAGGCUUGUUUCCGAAGUCGAAUUAUCAACAAGAGUGCCUGUACUACCUCACAGGACGAAAAAACCAGGCUGUGGCCCCGAAAUUAUGGAGUAUUUCCGCAAAUACCCAGAAACUGGUGUCACGAGACCUGAGCAAAUCGCCGUAGUCGGCGACCGGCUGACAACGGAUGUUAUGAUGGCCAACCUUAUGGGAAGUUAUGCUGUGUGGGUUAAAGACGGUGUUGUACCUCCUGAAGAAAGCAACGUCUUUGCACGAAUGGAGCAUAAGCUCGCGGCAUAUCUCAUACGGCGAGGAUAUGAAGCACCUGAACCAGCAAGUCCGUUUGAGGGGUAG